Messenger RNA from Aspergillus bombycis, 720 nucleotides. RefSeq names its product histidine phosphatase family protein. NCBI's taxonomy places the organism in Eukaryota, Fungi, Ascomycota, Eurotiomycetes, Eurotiales, Aspergillaceae. The record is from RefSeq and is a predicted model, not a curated record. Gene Ontology annotation, molecular function: sedoheptulose-bisphosphatase activity. The transcript is spliced from 4 exons. The coding region runs from base 1 to 720 and encodes 239 amino acids. Gene Ontology annotation, biological process: ribose phosphate biosynthetic process.
AUGGUCCCAAGAUGCUUCAUAAUCCGGCACGGCGAAACGGAAUGGUCCCUCAACGGGCGACACACCGGCAAUACGGAUCUGGCGCUGACAGCCAACGGCGAGAAACGGGUCAAGGCGACUGGGAAAGCACUCGUCGGGAAUGAUCGGUUGAUUGCGCCGAGGAAAUUGGUUCAUGUGUAUGUCUCGCCGCGGGCGCGGGCGCAGCGCACGCUGGAGUUACUUGAGAUUGGGUGUCGGGAGAGAUUACCCUGGAAUGAGGAACGGAAGAGCGAGGAUGAGGAGCCGAUUCGGACGGAGGCCAAGGUUGAGAUUACGGAGGCUGUGAGGGAGUGGGAUUAUGGGGAUUAUGAGGGGUUGACGAGUAAGCAGAUUAGGGAGAUGAGGAGGGAGAAUGGGGAAGAGCCGUGGGAUAUUUGGAGGGAUGGAUGUCCUGGUGGAGAAUCCCCCGAAGACGUCGUCCGCCGUCUUGAUGCCCUCAUCGCCGAUAUCAGGAAGAAGUUCCACGGUCCUUGUUUCGACAGUGAAGGUGAUCAAGGAGAUGUCCUGAUUGUCGCACACGGCCAUAUCCUGCGGGCUUUCGCCAUGCGCUGGACCGGGAAGCCGUUGACCGAGACCGCGCUGAUUCUGGAAGCUGGAGGUGUGGGCACACUGAGCUACGAACAUCAUAAUAUCGAGGAACCGGCGAUUAUCCUCGGAGGAGGCUUUGUGGUCGAGAACUAA